Messenger RNA from Pocillopora verrucosa, 2916 nucleotides. RefSeq names its product zinc finger CCCH domain-containing protein 3. NCBI's taxonomy places the organism in Eukaryota, Metazoa, Cnidaria, Anthozoa, Scleractinia, Pocilloporidae. Gene Ontology annotation, cellular component: nucleus. Gene Ontology annotation, molecular function: metal ion binding. The record is from RefSeq and is a predicted model, not a curated record.
GAAACAACUAUGGCGGACGACUCAUCGAAACUCAAAGAACAAAUCGCGUAUCUCACGAAUCUUAUUAAAUCUCAUAAAAAGAUACCUUCCCAAAGAAGUGUCUUUGGAGUUCAGCCUUGUACAGUCCAGGACAACAGCAGAUCAUUUUCUUGGCAAAGACCAACACAGAAAGGAAAAACAACCAAGCAGCAGACUUUACAGCCAUCAUUGAACCAUGUGAGAGGGCAAUCAGGAAGAGUUAACUCUUCAUAUAGUCUGGAUCGCAGGAAAUUGAACAGUCAAAGUUCAGGUCAUGAUUCUGAAAAGACAAAGAUAAAUGCUCCAGUCACUUCAGGGUCAUCUGGAUGUUCACAUACUAUGAACAACAAUAAAUCAAUUCCUGAAAGUAAAACAGUCCUAAAACAAAAUAACAGAAGAACAGAAUUACCAACUCCAACGAUGGAACAGGCACAAAAAUCUCGCAUGUUAUCUUUACAACCAAAUCAUACUUUGACAGCAAAGAAUCCUUAUGUUUUGAAUAAAAAAGAGAUCCCUCCUUUGUCUAGUGUUAAAACUGUUGCACAGAAAUCAGCCUUGAAAUGGGAAAAACCCAGUGCUGCAAGUGCUUCAGGUUUGUCAUCCGAUGAAAGUAAAAGCCAUAUUGACUCAGAACUUUACAGGAAGAAAUCACAAUUACUGCAGGCAGGAACGUCAUUGGGGAAGCCUUCCACUAAAGUGAAAUCAUCAACGAUGGUUCCUCUUGAAGCACCAUCCACAUAUGGAGCUCAUGGAUCAUUCAAAUGGUCAAAAUCAAAACCAUCUGCAUCUAGUAAUAAAGAGAAAAAAGGGAAAAAAUCAAAGCCUUCAAGAUCCAAGCUUAAAUGGACAAAACUAGGAGCUCAAGUUGAGGCCAAAAAAGUACUGAAUCCCUAUGUACUCAAAAAAGAGAGUCCAGGAGGUGGAAAUGCUUGUCAGAGGCACAAAUUGACAUCAAACAAAGCUAAAAAACUGGAAAAGCAACCACAUUGUUCUUCAAAAUAUCAGACAGAUUCUGUUGUAAGUAAAAAGGUUUUGUCACAAAGAUCUUCUGCUGGGUUCAUUGACAGAAGGCAAAGAACCAUUCAGGGAGAGAGUCCUGUGGUUACAAGAUACAGAGUUGUGAGGUCAAAGAGGAAAGAAGCUCCAAUUAAAGCCCAGAAAUUGAAUAAAGUGGUAGUAAUUGGAGGCGUUCCCUAUAAGACUUCAUCCAAUAAACUGACCAAAGCCAAGUCAUCUUCAGCUGAGAAGGGAAUUAGUAAAGGCAGCAAGGGAGUCGGGAAGUUAACGAAAACGAUCAUAAUUCAAGGUGAGAAGUUUGUUUCGGACUCAAAAGGCAAGACUCUUCAGAGAAUCAGUAAAGUUCCCAGACGAGCUUCUUUGAGGGAUUCAGGUUCCUCUAAACUACGUCAGAAACCCAUGAGUAGAAGGCGGACAAGUAACGGCCACAUGAUUAUAUUGCGAACGCCAACCACACUAAUCAGAAGUAAACUGAACAACACACCAAGCAAGGCUCUUGCCAGUCGCGUAUUACGGCGAAGUAUUCACAAUGCCAGGGUGUAUAACAAGAACAGGAGUAAACCCGUGUCGGAGCAGUACUGCAUGUUCUACAACAGAUUCGGAAAAUGCCAUAAGAGGGACACUUGCCCAUAUAUUCACGACCCAUCUAAAGUUGCGGUUUGCACAAAGUUUCUUCGUGGUCGAUGUAAAAACUUGGAUGGAUCUUGUCCGUUCUCUCAUAAGAUUGACCCAGAUAAGAUGCCAGUAUGUCAAUUUUUUCUCCGCGGAAAAUGUUCAAACGACAAUUGCCCAUAUUCCCACGUUAACGUAAGCAAGAAGGCAAAAGUAUGCGAAGAUUUUCUCAAGGGAUUCUGUGCUCGAGGACAACAAUGUAACAAAAAGCACAUCUUAGAAUGUGAAGAAUUCUCAAGGACAGGCAAGUGCUCCAAAGGCUCACAAUGCAAGCUUAUGCACAAGGCUAGAAAACCUGCAGCAUCCCGGAAACGAAAGUCCUCCUCUAACGAGGAACAUGGCUCCUCAAAACUCCCUAAGAGAGAUUUAACUGGUGACGAAGGAUUCCUUCCUCUCAUAGCUGGCGCCUCAGAUUUAGAGCAAAUUCCUGCACAGGAUUCAUUGGGGAAUUCUCAAGAAGAGACUAAAGAAAUGACGGCUGUACCAGUGGUAAUUCGUCCAAGGUUCCUAAAGCCCAUAGAAGCAGAAAAAGUCCGGACACCAGAACAUACUUCUUCAGAAUAGGUAGGCUUGGUUACAAGAGGUUCUUGUUUGAUCCUCCUUGUCUCUGGGCCACUGAAUUGUGGGGUUUAUUGAUAGAUCGAGAGGUCGCUUUUUUCUUCCUCUUUUUUUUCUUCGGACUGAGUGAGUGAGUUCAAUAUAUUUUUUGUGUGUUCUGCCUGUGAUUGAGUAUGUGAUGUGUUUGCCUAACUCACGUCAUAGUUAUUUAAGGGGACUAGAUAAAAAAAGGUGGCUAAAUUUAACCCCCUCCCCACCCCGCCCUUCCUCAAAAAAGAUUUUGCCGAAUUGAAAGUAAUUUUUAUUUUUUACGAUUUAUAUUGUUUUGUUCAAUGUAAAGAUUUUUUAUGGGAUGGUCCCCCUUUGAAGCCAUUUUUGGCAUGACGGUCGGGUCUCAUACUUCUGAAUCAUAUGAUAGAAAAUCUCUCUCCUGUUGGGGGAACUCGUAGAGGGAAUGUCGAGACUGCAUUCUUUCCGCAAAUUUACGUGCUUAUGAGUUCAGCAUACUAUUGUUAAGUAGAAAAGUUUGUAUACAGAAUAGAUCAAGUUUAUGACAGUUGGACUGUAAAGAAAAUAUGUAAAAUUUGAUGAAGUCAUUUGCAAAGAGAUCAGAUGGAAACCAUCGUAAUAAAAGAAAACGAAUAUGUUCAA